Messenger RNA from Lolium rigidum, 831 nucleotides. RefSeq names its product MADS-box transcription factor 21-like. NCBI's taxonomy places the organism in Eukaryota, Viridiplantae, Streptophyta, Magnoliopsida, Poales, Poaceae. Gene Ontology annotation, cellular component: nucleus. Gene Ontology annotation, biological process: positive regulation of transcription by RNA polymerase II. Gene Ontology annotation, molecular function: protein dimerization activity; RNA polymerase II cis-regulatory region sequence-specific DNA binding; DNA-binding transcription factor activity, RNA polymerase II-specific. The record is from RefSeq and is a predicted model, not a curated record. The transcript has 8 exons. The coding region runs from base 64 to 831 and encodes 255 amino acids.
CUGCUUGCAUCUUCGCCAGGGUCCCCUGCUGACAUAGGCAUACCCAAUGGGCCUGCCGAAGAAAUGGGGAGGGGAAAGAUCGAGAUCAAGAGGAUUGAGAACACGACGAGCCGCCAGGUGACCUUUUGCAAACGCAGGAACGGGCUGCUCAAGAAGGCCUAUGAGCUCUCCGUCCUAUGCGAAGCGGAGAUCGCCUUGAUCGUCUUCUCCAGCCGUGGCCGUCUCUACGAGUAUGCUAGUAACAGCGCGAGAUCGACGAUCGACAGGUACAAGAAGGCAUGUGCUAGCGCAUCUGGCUCAGCUCCAGCUAUAGACGUCAAUUCUCAGCAAUACUUUCAGCAAGAAUCAGCAAAGCUGCGCCAUCAGAUACAGUCCCUGCAAAACGCAAACAGGAACCUGAUGGGCGAAUCCGUUGGCAAUUUGACCCUGAAGGAGCUCAAGAACCUCGAGAGCAGGCUCGAGAAGGGCAUCGGCCGUAUCCGAUCAAAGAAGCAUGAGCUGCUGUUCGCCGAGAUCGAAUACAUGCAGAAACUGGAGGCUGAUCUCCAGAGCGAGAACAUGUAUCUCAGAGCCAAGGUGGCGGACGUGGAACGGCUGGCCCUCGCGCCGGCGCCGGCGCCGGUGUCGGGCGGGGCGGAGCUGGAGGCGCUCCCGACGUUCGACGCGAGGAGCUACUACCACCACCAGGUGACCAUGCUGCAGGAGGCCGCGGCGGCCUCCUCCUCGCGCUACUCCCAGCCGCAGGACCAGGCGAGGCUACGCCAGGAUCAGGAGGCAGCGCCGGCGACCACCGCUCUCCACCUCGGCUACCAGAUGAAGGGGGUCAACUAA